Molecule: messenger RNA, 4944 nt
Organism: Pristis pectinata (smalltooth sawfish)
Lineage: Eukaryota; Metazoa; Chordata; Chondrichthyes; Rhinopristiformes; Pristidae
Gene: fzd8a
Product: frizzled class receptor 8a
Exons: 1
Coding region: 2530-4305 (591 amino acids)
Biological process (GO): non-canonical Wnt signaling pathway; canonical Wnt signaling pathway
Cellular component (GO): plasma membrane
Molecular function (GO): Wnt-protein binding; Wnt receptor activity
Source: RefSeq, a predicted model, not a curated record
AUAAGUAACAUUUUAAAUUAGAGUGAGGAUUCAACUCUGAAUACACCACAGAAAAAUUGUUCAGAUCUUUACUUUUGAAACACUGGAAAGUUAUCCAUUUUACAUAAUGGAUAAAACAACCCAAUCCAAAAAUAUGAUGCAACCUUAAAACAGGAAGUCUAGUAUUGAUCUUCAAUGCAAUUUUAAUUUUGCAAAUUUUUAAAAUCAAUAAAUUUUUAGUUCAUAGUAAUUACCCCAAAAUGACACGUGGCCGGGAGAUGAAUGGCAGCUGGUGAUUGGUAUAGAUGUUCCUGUUUAAAUAAUAGGUCUUUUUGUUUGCUUUGAGCAGCUCCCUCAAAGUGAACGUCCUUCCACUCAGUAGUUUUACUGAUUCUGUCAAUACUGUAACAGAAUGGUUGUUAUUGACUUUAUAUUAGCAACAUAUUCCUGCAUUUGCACAGUGAAAUACCAACUAUCACAUUCACUUUCCAUUGAAACAUCAUGCUUAAAAACUCUAUAAUUGUUAAAUUAUUGCUUCAAAGAUUAAGUCUUCGGGAAUCGAGAGUCCUCGGUUGCUCACGCAGUCUGUAAUCCCAUGCUAUUUUUGAGCUGCUACUAAUGUUACUAAUGUGUAGUAAUAUGUCUGUGCAGCAUGGUUCCUAUUAAUCACGGGCAAAUGGAUCAUACCAGCAUGUUUUACAGAAUUCGGGAUCAUUAACCCAAAGCCUUUGUAAUAUUUCUGCAAAAAUUAAAAAUUAAAAGAAUCAUUAUGGUUCACACUCACUUCAGUUUCAGAUGGAGGGGUGCAACAGAAUGAUAAAUACUUGGCUCCUAGCCACAAAAACGAAUAAAAAUUAAAAAAUACUAAACACAUGAGUGCAGUUAACUGUUCAAGAUAUACAACCUUGGACUAUAUUCAUGCUCAAGACAUGUUUACUAGCAUGCUUCUAAACUCUAAUAUUAUAACAAGACCCUGGAGAUUCCAGGCUGAAAUUCUGCACUGCAAAUUUCAGCAGCUUUUUUGGAAAUUGAAAUAAAAUGUAUACUGUUUAUGCGCUGGGUAUUGCAACAAAAAUAUAAAGAUGUCGUAUUCAGAUAACCGAAGGACCUUAACCGAACCAGCACCAGCCCGAAAACAAAGUACGUUCAAGUGAUUUCUGUUGCCAGAUUGGUUUGCGCUUUCAUGAGUAUAGCGAGAUAAUGUGAACAAUUAAAAAGUAUUUUAUAUAUAUAUAGUACCAGAUAACAUGGGCGGUGUGCCCUCGCCUUCAAGAACAAUUCAAAACGGAGGAAAAUAUUAAACAAAAAUGUAACUUUUAACUGAAAACUUGACCAGUCAAGCUAAUUCAUUGUGAACAGGAGUGAGUCGAGUUUGUUUUUGUUAACUCAUAACACUGAAUUCCAUAAAAGCCCAGCUAAAACUCGUCUCAUCCCAAACUGAGCAAUGCACAGAGGCGGGCAGAAUCACAAAAGAUUGGCUGGAUAAUCAAGCUUUUUUUUUUGCAAUCUCUCUCUCCAUUGCCUUAAAAUAGUUCUGCCCAAUUUGAAGUUCCUUCUACUUCGCAGAGAAACUAGCGAAACCCGCCACUUCUAUUUCGUGGUGUGUUUUUUUUGUUGUUUAAUUGCCAUUCGCUUUCUCGACAAACCUGGGCUCCUGUCUUAUGAUCCAACAAUCCCAACCCCGGCGUGAAACCCCAGCCAGUGCCAAAUGAAACAUCAGUGCUUUAAUUAAAAUAUAAAAAAAAACCCAAAUAACUCGCAUUGGAGGGGGAAGGCUAGGACGGGGGAGUAAGACAACCCCCUGCGAGGGACUAACAAGCGAAAAUUAACCUGCUAAACGCCCAGACCCUCUGGGAACAGUCACCCUGCAUCUCGCCUUUUUGGCGAGAAAGGAUAGAUUUGAGACGAGGGAUCUGCCCGCCCCAGUCGCCCCACGAUUGGUAACUCGCAGCUGGAAGGGGGAGGGAUUUGGCCUGCCUUGUGUUAUAAAUGUAGAACAGUCACAGGCACCUAGCACAUUCAGCGAUCAUUAAUGCGUUGCGGCGCUGAAAUUCAUUUCGAGAGCUAUUCUUUUUCUGGGAGAGCGGGUGGGAGAGAAAAAGCGAGGAUCUGUGCAUCAAUAAGAAAUCUACCAACGGCGUCGCUUGCGAUCCUCAUUGACCGGCUCAAAGGAAAGGGAAAUCCCAGGCUUCCAAGCAAGGAAAAAGUUAGGAGAGGAACUGUGUGAAGUUCUUUUUUUAUUUUUUAAAAGAAAAGGUGCUGUUGUCGUGUACAGCCAUCUUGAUCCCACGCCUGCUGAGCUAAUGUUUUAUCGCUCCUGCCUGUCUCCUCUGCCCGUUGCCAAGUCUGAAGGAGUUAAAUGUGCCGAAUCUGAUCCGCAUGUUGUGCUGAGAGAUCCGGAGGAGGGACAGGGGGGGUGGGGGGGACGUUUGCACUUUGCGUUUAUUUAAGGAUCUAUAUUGGUGUUUAUAAACAGUCUGCCGGGCAUUCAGGAACAAAAAAAAAGCGAGGGGAAUAGCCCAGACUGAACGGAAUAAGGCUGCUGGAGACAUGGAGAGUUGCCUGCUGGAGGUCUACCUGCUGUCUGCCUUGGCUUUGCUGCAUAGAUCGAGCGGGGCCGCCGCCAAGGAGCUGUCCUGCCAGGAGAUCACCGUGCCCCUGUGCAAGGGCAUCGGCUACAACUACACCUACAUGCCCAACCAGUUCAACCACGACUCGCAGGACGAGGCGGGCCUGGAGGUGCACCAGUUCUGGCCGCUGGUGGAGAUCCAGUGCUCGGCCGACCUGCGCUUCUUCCUCUGCAGCAUGUACACGCCGAUCUGCCUGGAGGACUACAAGAAACCGCUGCCCCCGUGCCGCAGCGUGUGCGAGCGAGCGAAGGCGGGCUGCGCCCCGCUCAUGAGACAGUACGGCUUCGCCUGGCCCGACAGGAUGAGGUGCGAGCGGCUGCCCCGCCAGGACAGCCCCGACACCCUGUGCAUGGACUACAACCGCACCGAGCUGACCAGCGCCGCGCCCGCCGCCCCCUUCCAGCCGACCGGGCGGCCGACCCAUCCGGAGCCGGGCCAGGAGCGGGACCGAGGCCGCGGAGGAGCGGGACCGGCACCGCCGUGUCAGGCGGGCUGCCAGUGCCGGGCGCCCAUGGUGCAGCUGAAGAGCGAGAGGCACCCGCUCUACAACCGGGUGAGCACCGGGCGCCUGGCCAACUGCGCCGUGCCGUGCCAUGACCCGUACUUCAGCGCGGACGAGCGCAGCUUCGCCGCCUUCUGGAUCGGCCUGUGGUCGGUGCUGUGCUUCGCCUCGACCUUGGCCACCGUCGCCACCUUCCUCAUCGACAUGGAGCGCUUCAAGUACCCCGAGCGGCCCAUCAUCUUCCUCUCCGCCUGCUACCUCUUCGUGUCGGCCGGCUACCUGGUGCGGCUGGUGGCAGGCCACGAGAGCGUGGCUUGCGGCCGCCGGCAACUCGGCUCCGAGCAGCACGUCCACUACGAGACGACGGGGCCGGCGCUCUGCACCGUGGUCUUCCUGCUGGUCUACUUCUUCGGCAUGGCCAGCUCUAUCUGGUGGGUCAUCCUGUCCCUCACGUGGUUCCUGGCCGCCGGCAUGAAGUGGGGCAACGAGGCCAUCGCCGGCUACUCGCAGUACUUCCACCUGGCCGCCUGGCUGGUGCCCAGCGUCAAGUCCAUCGCCGUGUUGGCCCUCAGCUCGGUGGACGGCGACCCGGUGGCUGGCAUCUGCUACGUGGGCAACCAGAACCUGGACAACCUGCGCGGUUUCGUUCUGGCGCCGCUAGUCAUCUACCUGCUGAUCGGCAGUAUGUUCCUCCUGGCCGGCUUCGUCUCCCUCUUCCGCAUCCGCCGGGUCAUCAAGCAAGGCGGCGGCGCCCAGACCGAUAAGCUGGAGAAGCUGAUGAUCCGCAUCGGGGUCUUCACCGUGCUCUACACCGUGCCCGCCACCAUCGUGGUGGCCUGCUACUUCUACGAGCAACACAACCGGCCGAGCUGGGAGCUGAGCCACAACUGCCACUGCCCGGGAGACCCGUCCCAGCAGCCGGGAGGAGGAGGGGGGGAGACGGCCAGGAAACCGGACUACGCUGUCUUCAUGCUCAAGUACUUUAUGUGUCUGCUGGUGGGCAUCACGUCGGGGGUCUGGAUCUGGUCGGGCAAGACACUGGAGUCGUGGAGGGCCUUCUGCACGCGUUGUUGCUGGAGUAGCAAAGGUACCGGCGGCUCCAUGUACAGCGACGCCAGCACCGGCCUAACCUGGCGAUCAGGCACCGCCAGCUCCAUGUCUUACCCUAAGCAAGUGCCGUUAUCCCAAGUCUGACAUCUCCUCGCACAGACUUUCAACACCCCCCUCCUCUCCACCCCCUUGAAGAUUCGCGUCCAGCAUCUUUAUUAACAUGUUAAUGAACUUCUAAUGGUAUCCAUUAGUCAGAAGUGAAGGAGUGACCAGAGCACUGUACCUGGCGCUGAUACUUCUUAAAUCUUAAAACUAUUUUAUAUGCACAGGACAUCCACUAGGUGUUAAAUGUGGGAGGAAAAGGAUUUUCUACUGCGUUGUGCUCAAGAGCAGGAACGCUUUUUUUAAAAAAACCUGUCGGGAGUUUGUGUUAUGUUCAUGUAAGAGUCAAUCCUCUUACUUGCUGGCAUCUGUUAAAGUAACUUAAAACGGGGAGACAAAAAUGGCGUACUUGACACAUCUUAACAUACUGGGUGCAUCAACCGGCCUUAAAAUCCUGUUUUUUUUAAUAUCCCAUGUAAUACGGGUUUCUUGCAAAAGUUGUAUUUAUAUAAUUAUUUGUACUAUGAACACAAACUUGUAAAUUGUGUACAUAACAAAAGUGUUUUUGAAGUAUAUACAGAGUAUGUAAAUUUUUUUGUAUUAAAAAAAAGUCUAGUGGUUGCUUCAGCCAGAGCACCAGAAAUAUUUGAAGCAAUUAUUCUAUUUUGACAAUAAAACAAC